Molecule: messenger RNA, 2169 nt
Organism: Nipponia nippon (crested ibis)
Lineage: Eukaryota; Metazoa; Chordata; Aves; Pelecaniformes; Threskiornithidae
Source: RefSeq, a predicted model, not a curated record
AUGACCAGCUUUUUCCCACCUUUACCAGUGGCACUUGGCUCAAGGUCAGUGAGACUCCAGGGUGGAAAGAAUGAGUUUGAAGGUACAGUGGAGGUUUAUUUGAAUGGAAUCUGGGGAACAAUCUGUGGGAGCCAUUGGGACAAUAAUGAUGCAACAGUUGUAUGUCGACAGCUUGCACUUGGUGAAAAAGGUACAGCAAAACACAUACCAUUUUCUGGACUGGGCCUUAUUCCUGUUUACUGGAGUGAAGUGCGUUGUCGUGGUGAUGAAGAAAAUAUACUGUUAUGUGAAAAAGACAUCUGGCAGGAUGGGACAUGUCCUCAAAAAAUGGCAGCUGCUGUCACAUGUAGCUCUUCCCUAGCCCCUGUCUUUACUCCAGUCCGGCUGGCUGGUGGGAACAACGCUUACGAAGGAAGAGUAGAAGUCUACCAUGCUGGCCAGUGGGGGACUGUCUGCGAUGACCAGUGGGAUGAUGCAGAUGCUGAAGUCGUCUGUCGGCAGCUGGGCCUUGGGGGUGUUGCCAAGGCAUGGAGCCAGGCUUACUUUGGAGAAGGCUCAGGCCCUGUGCUCCUGGAUGAAGUGCGGUGCACGGGAAAUGAACUGUCUAUAGAACAGUGUCCAAAAAGCUCCUGGCGAGAACACAACUGUGGUCACAAAGAAGACGCUGGUGUUUCCUGCACACCUGUCACAGAUGGUGCAUUAAGACUAACAAGUGGGAAAGGCAGUCAUGAGGGACGCCUGGAGGUCUAUUAUACUGGGCAGUGGGGCACAAUCUGCGAUGAUGGGUGGACAGAGCUGAAUACACAGGUGGUGUGCCGGCAGCUGGGAUUUAAGUAUGGAAAAAGCACACCUGAGAGCUACUCAGAAGGAAGCUCUGGGCCCAUCUGGUUGGAUGAUGUCAGCUGCUCAGGGAAGGAGACAAACCUUCUGCAAUGCUCAAGGAGAGAGUGGGGAAAGCAUGACUGCAACCAUCAGGAGGAUGUCAGGCUCAUUUGCCAUCCAGAUAACGACAGCCAUAAACUCUCACUUGGUCCUCCCAUCAGGCUGAUGGAUGGUGAGAAUAAGAAGGAAGGACGUGUAGAGAUUUUUAUCAAUGGCCAGUGGGGCACAAUUUGUGAUGAUGGAUGGUCUGAUAAAGAUGCAGCUGUAGUCUGUCGACAGCUUGGCUACAAAGGUCCAGCUAGAGCAAGGACAAUGGCGUAUUUUGGGGAGGGCAAAGGCCCGAUCCACGUGGAUAACGUGAAAUGUACAGGAAAUGAGAGAUCCUUGGCAGACUGCAUUAAGCAGGACAUUGGGAUGCACAACUGCCGUCACAGCGAGGACGCGGGGGUGAUCUGUGACCACCUAAGCAAGAAGGCCCCUGGGAACAGCAAUAAAGAUUCUCUUGCCUCUGUUUGUGGACUGAGGUUACUACAUCGUCGACAAAAGCGAAUAAUUGGUGGGAAAAAUUCUUUACGGGGUGGCUGGCCAUGGCAGGUUGCACUCCGACUGAAAUCUUCUCAUGGUGAUGGAAGACUCUUGUGUGGUGCUACUCUCAUCAGCAGCUGCUGGGUCCUCACUGCUGCACAUUGCUUUAAAAGGUAUGGCAACAACACUCGGAACUAUGCUGUGCGAGUUGGAGACUAUCACACCCUGGUACCAGAAGAGUACGAGGAAGAAAUUGGAGUCCAACAGAUUGUGAUGCAUAAAGAGUACAGGCCUGACAGCAGCGACUACGACAUCGCGUUGGUGAGGCUACAGGGGCCAGAGGAACAGUGUGCCAGGUUCAGUACCCACGUAUUACCUGCUUGUUUGCCAUUAAGGAGAGAGAGACCACAGAAAACUGCUCCCAACUGUUAUAUCACUGGAUGGGGUGACACAGGAAGGGCUUAUUCAAGAACAUUACAACAGGCUGCUAUCCCCUUACUUCCCAAGAAGGUAUGUGAAGAGCGCUACAAAAGGAGAUUCACAGGGAGAAUGCUUUGUGCUGGAAACGUCCAGGAACAGAAACGUGUUGAUAGCUGUCAAGGAGACAGUGGUGGACCACUGAUGUGUGAACGUCCAGGGGAAAGCUGGGUUGUGUAUGGUGUGACCUCCUGGGGCUAUGGCUGUGGAGUGAAAGAUUCUCCAGGUGUCUACACGAAAGUAUCAUCUUUUGUACCCUGGAUAAAAAAUGUGACCAAACUAUGA